AAAAAUAGAAAGGUUUAUUUUGUGUUUUUAAAACAACUUCUUGAAUUUUUCAACAUGGGAAAAUCAAAUAAACACGAGAAUAAAUCAAAGAAAAAACACAAGCACAAAGAACGCAAGGAGAAAAAGAAAAAAUCAAAAAAAUUAAAAAAACAUUCAAAAGAGAAAAAGGAUAAGGAAAAGAAAACCGAUGAAGAAAAACUCGCCGACGUUGCUGUAGAUGAUAAGUCCAAUGACGAUUUUGCCAUACCAGUUGAACUAAUGAAUAGUAAAUCACAUGCUCCAGAAACUCCGGAGGAAUACCAACAGCGUCAAAAUCGUAUACGAAGAGAAAUUGAUCCAGUUACGGGUCGGCCCAGAUUAAUAAAAGGCGAUGGUGAAAUUCUGGAGGAAAUUGUGACAAAGGAACGACAUAAGACCAUAAAUAAGGAAGCUACAAAGGGUGAUGGUGAAUUUUUCCAGGAAAAUACAUUGGCUAAACUGUAUUGAUUGUGGAAAAUUAUUAUUUCCCUCAAUUUAAUUAUUUUAAAUAUACCUAUUAAGGUAUUCAAAAUACUUUACGAAAAUAUUGAUUAACCAAAAGAAAUAGCUGUUUCCCACUUAGUUAAAAUUUAUGGUUUCUCUAACACUUAUAAUAUAAGUUUAUUAAUUCUGAAUAAAACUUCAAAAUCUGA
Calliphora vicina (urban bluebottle blowfly) is the source of this 671-nucleotide messenger RNA. Its product is annotated as ADP-ribosylation factor-like protein 6-interacting protein 4. Bases 55 to 486 code for a protein of 143 amino acids. The record is from RefSeq and is a predicted model, not a curated record. The transcript has a single exon. Lineage: Eukaryota; Metazoa; Arthropoda; Insecta; Diptera; Calliphoridae.